Molecule: messenger RNA, 1172 nt
Organism: Paramisgurnus dabryanus
Lineage: Eukaryota; Metazoa; Chordata; Actinopteri; Cypriniformes; Cobitidae
Source: RefSeq, a predicted model, not a curated record
UUUCCUUCUAUUAAAGUGCACUGAGACAGGAACUGCCACCCCUGCCUGCCUCCCACACGCUUUUUUUCUGCCUCUCUCACUUUUAGAUACUUCUCACCCUUUAGUGUUUGACAGUGAACGUGCUUCUCUCUUUGCCAGUGGGCAGUCUGUUUCGGUGUGGAUGCUUCAGACCUGUUUUUGUCUUUAGUGGGACCUGGAACCACAUUGAUCUUCUGUGGAGUGGCUUCAGCAUAGUAGUGGUCUCAAAAUGGAAGCAGAAGCUCUUUACAACUUCUGUGCCACUGAAAGCGACGAGCUGAGCUUUUACAAGGGAAAUGUACUUAAGAUAACUAAUAUGGAAGAUGAUCCUAACUGGUACACAGCAGAGUUGGGGAACAAAAAGGGCUAUGUGCCGAAAAACUAUAUCAGUCUAAGGCCACACACAUGGUUUGCAGGCCGUAUCUCCAGACAAGUGGCUGAGAAUCGACUGCGUCAGCGUGAGUGUGGAAGCUUCUUAGUACGAGAAAGUGAGAGCGCACCCGGUGAAUUCUCCAUAUCAGUAAGUUACGGUGAUCAUGUACAGCAUUUCAAGGUGUUAAAGGAUAGAGACGGUUAUUACUUUGUUUGGGAGGAGGUCUUCCCUUCCUUAAAUCAGCUUGUGGAGUACUACAAGACCUACAGCAUUGCAAGGGAAAGGACCGUGUUUCUUAGCGAUACAGAACAAACACAAAAAAGGCCGCAUCAUGCACAUGCACUGUUGGACUUCAAUCCACAACACAAUUCCCAGCUGCACUUCCUGCGGGGUGAUGUCAUAGACCUGCUGGACUGCUCUGAUUCCCAACGCUGGAAAGGUCGUUGUCGUGGAUGUGUGGGCUAUUUUCCUAAGGAAUACGUGCAGCCUAUUUAUCACUGACUAUCAAGGAUAAUGCGAUACAUAAUAACACUGAAUGUACAUAUUAUGGUUUAAUGUGAAAGACUUAAUCGUUUGUUUGAUAAAGACUCUGAAAUAAUCAAACAGACAAAAAUUUAUUUGUUCAGCCACAGUUACUAAACAACAAACACACUGCUGACACUAAAAGAAUACUUUGUUGCUUUUUAGCCUCUAAACUGUCUACUAUGAAGCAUGACUAUAUGCAAAAUAAUCACCAUAUAUACUUCACAUAGAUUGCUUACUUACAAUUCACUUCAGGAAA